CCCCAAGUUCGUGCCUUGCGGACACACCGUGUGCCUGCAGUGCCUCCAGGGGAGCGAGAGGGGGAGGUGUCCCAUAUGCCGGACGGCCUACAGAGGUACUCCCGAGUCGCUCCCCAACAACUUCAAGCUGAUGGAGUGCCAGGGCAACGCGAGGCUCCCCAGUCCGUGGUGCACGAGCUGCAGCGCCAUCGCCACGCCCCGGUGCUGGGGCGAGCACGAGGUCCUCACCACCAUGGCGGCGCUGAGGCGGCGCCUGCAGGGGGGCGUGCUGCAGCAGGCCGCCGCGCAGCUCCAGAGCGUUCAGCGCCAGUUCCAAGAGAAGGAGGCCCAGAACGCCCUCACACUGCUGGCCAGAGAGUCCUGGAGUGUGACUCUGCAGGGAGGCGACCGCAUCCUGACGGGGACCCUCCGAAACUCGGGGGACCCUGCGGACUCCCUCACCGAGGCCCUGUGCCUCCUGCUUGCGGCGCGGACCAAGCUCACCGAGGAGGGGACUGCGCGAGAAAGGGAAGAGGGGCAUAUUAACAACAUGUCCACCCAAUCACAUCAUGGUCACCCUGUCAUUUCCUGGCCCUGCAACAACAACAACAACAACUACUACGAGGCAGUGGCAGAAGCCACCCUGCGGGCCGCGCCGGGGGUGACAUGGAUCGGCGGUGUGGACUGCGGCCCUAACCCUCGCUUGACAAAUUGGCCCACCUGGAGCCUCGAGCUGCUGAAGGUCGCCGCGCCCACGUUGGAGAAGCUCAGACUGGACAACCCGAGGGAGGAACACCUGCACGUGGUGCACGACAUGCCACGACUGAGGAGGCUCGAGAUGAGGGUCAGUAGAAAUGAAAGCGGCUCUGGCACCCUGAGAAGUAAUAACCUCGUGCUGCCCGCACUGCUGCCGGGACGCGACGGCCUCCGAUGGCUCUCGGUGGACGGUCUCUCCCGCGUCACGCUGCAGUCUCUGCUGCGCGCUCACGGCCAGUCCCUAGAGGAGCUGGUGCUGUGGAUGGGCACCGAAGCGGCGGGGCUGGGCCGGGGGUGGCCAUACCACUGCGCCGACCUGCACGUUUUCGUAGAGCAGUGCGGCCUGCGGGCGCUGAGGAGGCUUUUGCUGUGGCGCCAACUACUAGGCCCUCGCGCCCCAAAUCUUUACCAUGAUCCGGACGAAUGCAGAAAGCAGUGCACCGAGGUGCGGCGGGUGUUGCCCGGAGUCCAGGUGCUCUGCGGCAAGUGUGACGAUGCGCAGCUGGGGAUCCCUUAACACGUUCGGUGCGGAGUGACCAUAAUGCAGUCACGCUUUGCCACUUUGUACGAUCACCAAGAUGCACAGCCACACUGAACGUGUUAGCAAGGGAACGGCCAUCCAGGAGUUUACCGUUUACCCCCGAUUUUGGCGUAAUAAAUUCGUUGUAAAGUAACCCUGGCACUAAUAGUUGGACUAGAUGGACGGGCGGGCCAGCUGCUAGAGUGUCAAUUAUUUUUUUUACAAUGUGCAUGUUUUUUAUUCGAUAAUUUGCAUUUGUUCAUCGUUUCCAUUAAUUUUCGAAUUAAACAAUAUUAGGAGUCUGAGA
Molecule: messenger RNA, 1562 nt
Organism: Frankliniella occidentalis (western flower thrips)
Lineage: Eukaryota; Metazoa; Arthropoda; Insecta; Thysanoptera; Thripidae
Exons: 6
Coding region: 131-1252 (373 amino acids)
Source: RefSeq, a predicted model, not a curated record